Schistosoma margrebowiei is the source of this 3330-nucleotide messenger RNA. NCBI's taxonomy places the organism in Eukaryota, Metazoa, Platyhelminthes, Trematoda, Strigeidida, Schistosomatidae. The record is from the annotation of a GenBank genome assembly.
GUGCAAACUAACGAGCGUUUUUGAAACAGUUCGGUACUUCUGGCUACAGUAAACCCUCAGAUGAGUCCUGUCGUUAGAAGAGCUUCUCACGCUGGUAGUUGGUAUUCUGCAGACCGUAUGAAAUCGUUUUCUGUUAAAGUUUCUUGAUGGUUUUCAGGUACUAAACUCAACAACCAGUUGCAGAAGUGGUUGUCUGAAGUAACUGUUGAUCGACAACCAGCCCGUGCUAUCAUUUCACCACAUGCGGGUUAUGACUAUUCGGGGCCUUGUGCUGCGUUUGCGUAUAAACAAAUAGACCCUCGUCACAUGUAAACUGCAUAUAUACAAAUAGCUUUGCCCAGUAAACGUAUUUUCGUAUUAGGUCCUGCACACUAUAUGAGCCUCAGAGGAAAAUGCGCUCUAUCCACAGCGGACUUCUUCGAGACUCCGUUGUACUCCUUGUCAAUUGGUAGAGAUGUAUAUCGAGACCUCGAAAAAACAGGGGAGUUUGUUAGUCUCACUUUGGACAAGGACGAAGAAGAGCAUUCCAUAGAAAUGCAAAUGCCAUAUAUUGCAAAAAUGAUGGAAGGGUAACUUCCCGUUAAAUCUUUAUUUAGUCCAUAUUAAUUUUUAAGUAAAUGUAUAAUCAAGGUAUUUUAUAAAUAGUUUUUAAAUUGUUGUCUCUUGUUGUUAUGAAGGCUUAUAAUGAACUGAAUGUAGAAACGAAUUAUUAUUACUAGGAGUUUGAGUCAAAACAUUGGGGACCGGUAAAGCCAAUGGUAAGUGUACAUAAUAAAAACAAUGUCGUGAUUCCUCAUGUAGUCAGUUUUCGAACAGCCAGUCAUAACAAUUGUUGGCUUAGUUUAUGAGUUUUUAGGAAGUUUCACCUUUAAUGAGACUUCCAAGGUGUAUUUGGCCAUAAGGGCAUAUUUUUAUUAGUCUUACUUUUAUUUAAGAUCAUGGGGUCCGAAUACUACUAGUCCUUUAGAGUCACCAUGUUGACCGGUUUGGCUGUAUGUUUCUGCACUAAAUCCCUUCCUGUUUUUUAUACAAAAUUGGAACUAUAAACCCGUUUUACAAACUGCUUUGUAACUGUAAAGACCACAGUCUCAUGACCAAAACCACAUUUUAAAAUACAUGUGGUAGCUAAGCCUUCUAAAUUAUGUCAAUCUGUAUUCCAUUUUGCUUAUAUCUGAUUGACUCGGUUGGUGUGGAUCUUCAUACUCUUUAGGCACUGAGUGCCGUUGAUUGUAAUCCAAAUAUUUUCGCUGACAGGAAAAUGUUGGUAAAUAUUUUGUUGAGGUUCGGGAUCAAUCUUAGUUUUAGUAAAGUUCUAAUGGUGCAAACUAGAGAUGUCCAUAUUAAUAGCAUUAUGUUAAAAACAAGCUAAUUCCCACUAACCUUGUACUAUGGAUUUCAGUUGCUUUUUUAGGUGUUAUAAUUGUUAUCUUCCUAUUCGCUUGCCUUAAUUUGGUGUUCCUAUUGUGCAUAAGACUUGUUACCCUAACUUUGAUCUUAUAACUUUUUUUGUAUCUUCACACUAAGGCUCGACUAGCUUUUGUUAACUUGCGUCAUUUAUGGCGUAGGCGAGAUAUCCGUCUAUCAACCAAAGGACGGGUUUACUGCGCAGCAGUUCGUUCCGUCCUGUUUUAUGGCAGUGAAACAUGGCCGGUAAGAGUAGAGGAUAUUCGUAGACUACUAGUAUUUGAUCAUAGGUGUCUUCGAAAUAUUGCUCGCAUAUCCUGGGACCAUCGAGUAAGUAAUGCAGUUGUUAGGAAACGGGUACUAGGUAAGGAUGGCAAAUCAAUUGAUGAAGUGGUGAAACUUCACCAGUUGAGAUGGCUGGGACACGUGUUACGUAUGCCCAACGACCGACUGCCUCGACGUGUGAUGUUCAGUGGUAUAGGAGUAGGUUGGAAGAAAGUUAGGGGCGGCCAGACCAAAACAUGACACAAGUCCAUGAAGUCACUGACAAGUGGUCUGAGUCAUGUCGGUAGGUGUAGACUACCUGGUUGGGGACCGCGAGAUGAUACCAACCUUAGUUAGAGACCCUGAAUGACAUGGCUCUAAAUCGUUUGCAAUGGCGCAGGUGCAUCCACUCUUUAUGUUCUCCUAAAUUUUGAUCUGAUUCCCCCUAGUCUCUUUCUCUUCCCAAGUUUAUUUCACUGUAUUAUACUCUUUAAGUAACAUCUCCAAACACUAAUCUUUCCGAUUACUGCCUAUACUCUUAUUACCUCUACCACUACGGGAUUUGAAUCGACCACUGCAUCUCUGUGCUAAUGUGGUGUCAACUCGAACUGAUGUACGUACGUACGAAGUUCUACGUUGUUACUGACUGACUAAGCUCAGGCAAAUGUUGAUCAAAUUAGAUGCAAAUACAAUUGUGCGAAUGUUUGUUUAAAUAAAUUUAAAUGUUUUUCCUACUCCGAAUGACUUAAACACAUUUUAUUUAAAACCUCCACUACUCUGCACUUUGCAACAUACAGUUCCGAAACGAAUUUUGAAGACAAUCAAAAUAAACUACUCUGUAAUAGGAAAUCUCGGUACACUGAAAGUUAUCGCGUGCCGUUCGAUUUUGGUAUCUUUAUUCGUCGUGUUCAUUUGUACAUUCAUACCUUCAAUUUCACCAACUUAAUAUUAUAAAGCAGCCAACAGACCAGAACUCAUGGCAUUUACAGAAAACACUUUAUAUACUACUUUAUACGUCAAUUUUCACUCAAAUUCAAGCUGUUAUGCUGUCGUUUCUCUCGAAAUCUUAUUUUACUUGGUGUUCUAGUUACCAAGGCAAAUUCUCUGUAGUACCAAUUUUGGUAGGAUAUUUGACUCCAGAAAGGGAAGCAGUGUAUGGCCAGAUUUUCUCUCGAUACCUAUCAAAUUCGGAGAACUUCUUUGUGAUAUCUUCUGAUUUUUGUCACUGGGGAAAAAGGUUUCAAUACACUUACUAUGAUCAAAGUAAAGGAGCAAUCUGGCAAUCUAUACAAGCACUUGAUGAAACGGGGAUGGAGUUAAUUGAGCGACUUGCUCCUUCUGAAUUUACAAGUUACUUAGAGCAAUAUGGUAACACCAUAUGCGGACGACACCCGAUAGGUGUACUACUGCAAAUCGUUACGUAUUUACGCAGGAAUAUGCCCAAUAACAAUUUUAACAUGAAGUUUGUACGAUAUGCCCAAUCAGAACACUGUCAUAAUAUGAACCAAUCAUCUGUCAGUUAUGCAGCUGGUGUGCUACAAAUAUCUUGAUAUAAGUAACUUUUCUUGCAUAUUAUAAUAUGUGUAUCGAUGUUUACAUUAAAGUGAAAAUCACAACUUUAGGGAUUGUUAAUUUUACUUCAAUACAUAACACUUUUUUCUU